Molecule: messenger RNA, 2519 nt
Organism: Pygocentrus nattereri (red-bellied piranha)
Lineage: Eukaryota; Metazoa; Chordata; Actinopteri; Characiformes; Serrasalmidae
Gene: khdc4
Product: KH domain containing 4, pre-mRNA splicing factor
Exons: 14
Coding region: 360-2087 (575 amino acids)
Cellular component (GO): nucleus
Molecular function (GO): RNA binding
Source: RefSeq, a predicted model, not a curated record
CGGAAGUGCGUCAGCACUGUGUGUUGUGCCGUGUUGAUGAUUUUAGCCCUAAGAAAAAAAAUCAUUAAAAUUAGAGAAUUAACGUCGUUGAUGUCGUUUAAUACGAGUCAGAGCGGCGGGUAAGACACAGAGAACGAGCCACUGUAGACAGGAAAGUACAGGUCGAUUCUAAAAGCGCAUUUAAAGUCGAUCGGAGCGCGGAGCAGCUUAGCAUUAGCGUUAGUUAGCAUUGGUCAAGCUCAACAUUGUUGCGGUAUCAGAGCAGCAUUUCACGAGUAAUGUGAUUUACUCAGAAGACCUGUAAAUAUCCAGAUAAAUAUCCGUAUCACUCAGCGAGGAGCCAUACACACCCUCAGCUAAUGCGGCGGAGUAAAUGGGAUCAGCCAGGUCCAGGCUCAGGGGGCGAGGCAGAUGCAGCCCCCACGGGUGCCCUGGAUGCUGCUGCUGCAGUGGCUGCCAAAAUCAACGCCAUGCUGGUGGCCAAGGGCAAGCUAAAGCCCUCACAGAUCGGUGCUCCUGGUCCAGUUGAGAAGACCACAGGUGCUGGUGGGAAGCCUGCACCAGUAGCAAAAGCAAAGGACGAUCUAGUGGUGGCAGAGGUGGAGAUAAAUGAUGUACCACUUACUUGUCGGAACCUUCUGACCCGAGGACAAACUCAGGAUGAGAUCAGCAGAGUGAGUGGUGCUGCUGUGUCCACUAGGGGGCGCUACAUGACAGCAGAAGAAAAGGCCAAAGCACUGCCCAGUGAUCGCCCUCUUUAUCUACAUGUACAAGGUCAAACUAGAGAACUUGUUGACAGGGCAGUGAACAGGAUAAAAGAACUCAUCACUAACGGGGUAGUGAAGGCUGCUACUAGCUCCAGCACUUCAUACAAUGGAGCCACGGUCACCGUCUACCACCCCACUGGCCCACCUCCCCCAGCAGUGCCGUCUGCAGGACACAAACCACACUUUACUGGUGGGAUGCACUAUGUACAGGACAAGGUCUUUGUGGGUUUGGAGCAUGCUAUCCAGGGUUUCUCAGUGAAGGAGCGUGUAGAAGGUCCAGGCUGCUCUUACCUGCAGCACAUUCAGGCUGAAACAGGAGCGAAAGUCUUCUUGAGGGGGAGAGGCUCAGGCUGCCUGGAACCUGCAUCUGGGAGAGAGGCCUUUGAGCCCAUGUACAUCUACAUCAGUCAUCCGAAACCAGAGGGACUUGCUGCAGCCAAAACGCUCUGUGAAAACCUCCUGCAAACAGUGCAUGCAGAGUACACACGCUACCUGAGCCAGAUGAGUGCUGUGAUGCCCACACAAGGAUUCAUUCAACCACCUGCUGUGAACGGGAUUCCUCCUCAGACCCCUUAUUACCCCCCUACAGGUUUUCAACCCUCAUACUCUCCCCCUGUGCCUCCUCCACAACCUGUUCCAGCUCCUUACUCACUGCCACCCCCAACUGUGCCGCUAGGAGCACCAGCUCCAAUUCCACCUCCAAGUGCUCAGUACCCCAUCGCACCUGCUCCAGCUAACUUAACACCACAGACACUUCCACCUGCAGCUUUCCCACCUGUUGUGCCGGCUCCACCUAAACCUGCGGCUCCGGCAGCCCCGGCCUCCACCCCUCAGAAACGACGCUUUACUGAAGAAGUACCUGAAGAAACAGACAGCGGUUUGCUGGGAUACCAGCAUGGACCCAUUCAUAUGACUAAUUUAGGUGCAGGCUUCGCUGUGGGCAGCCCCGAGGCUUCAGGACCCCCACCUGCAGGUCCCUGUGGCCCUCCCCGGGAGAGGGACAGUAGGCAGCUGAUGCCCCCGCCACCACUGCCGGUGAAUGGUGGAGUCAGAACACAGAAGAGUGAGGAGAGGAGAACCCUGCCAGCCUCGCUGGAGCCACAGGUGAAGCGUAUGAAGACUGGGCUGGUAGCGUACUCUGGUGAUUCCUCUGAUGAAGAGGACGAUCACAGUUCUCAGAAAGCGGGUGGCUCAGGUAACAUAGGUCCAGGCUCAUCCCCCCCUGGAUGGCCUGCUGGAGUGUACCGCUGCCCCACACCACCUCUGCCUCGACCCAAAACACAGACAUCACAACCCAUGCCCUUCUGGAUGGCGCCAUGAGACAAAGGUGCCAGACACACACACACUCGCCCCAACUGCUCAUGUGUUUGGAGUGAAGCCACUGGAAGCCACGCGCUCUCUCUGCUGCUGAGGUACUGUGUUCAUCUGCAAGCUCUUUACAGCAGAGUCCGGUGCAUGGCUCUGAAUGAUACCCAACAAGCAGUCUUUUAUUCUUUGACCUUCAGUUGGCCCUAAACAGCUAAGAGAGUGAUGCUUUCUCGAAGAGGAAGAGAAGGAACUGAUAUAACAGGCUAAAAAGUGGUGCAUCUCCUACCUGAAACUUUUCGUGGUGAUCAAACAAGGACAUAUCUGGUGCUCAGGCUGCACCUACUUCUGUACAGGCAACUGGUAUUUUACGUUAUGGACUAGACUUCUUGAUUCAAACACUCAGUUCUCCCCUGCUCUCUCAGAAUAAAUCAUUUGUACUUGGUG